Hibiscus syriacus is the source of this 573-nucleotide messenger RNA. RefSeq lists its product as uncharacterized. The coding region runs from base 60 to 491 and encodes 143 amino acids. The transcript has a single exon. The record is from RefSeq and is a predicted model, not a curated record. Lineage: Eukaryota; Viridiplantae; Streptophyta; Magnoliopsida; Malvales; Malvaceae.
AGCUCGCUUUGUUUUGUUAUUUUCCGGAUUUUUUUGAAAAAAAAAUCGGAAUAAAAAAGAUGAUGACGUUGUUUUCGAUCCAGUUCCAUGAAUCCGCAUUGUCGCUGUUGUUGUUGUUGCUGGUAGUCGUUGUUCCUUUCUCUUCAUCGUCUUCUUCUUAUUCUUCUUUCGCCGUCGGAUCGCAACGGAAUUUCACGGGCAUCUUGUUGCCGUCCGAUGGAGCGGAUGCGUGCGGUGUUUCGCCUUCUGCUCGGCGUUAUUCGUGCCCGGUUAACUGCUUCAGGACGGAUCCCGUUUGCGGCGACGACGGCGUUACGUAUUGGUGCGGAUGCGCCGACGCUCAUUGCUCGGGGGCGAAGGUUGCCAAGAUAGGGUUCUGUAACGCGGGUAAUAACGGCGGCACCGGAUCUUUCCCUUGUCAGGCUUUACUUUUGUUGCAUAUAGUUUGGCUCAUUGUUCUAGGCUUCUCUGUUUUCUUUGGCCUAAUCUGAAAUUUUCUUCUUCUUUUUCGUGUUUGUUUUUAAUUUUCUAAACAAGAAGACAUCAAUUUUCUUUUCAACCCCCAGCUCUCAU